Molecule: messenger RNA, 2761 nt
Organism: Achroia grisella
Lineage: Eukaryota; Metazoa; Arthropoda; Insecta; Lepidoptera; Pyralidae
Exons: 11
Coding region: 354-2630 (758 amino acids)
Cellular component (GO): membrane
Source: RefSeq, a predicted model, not a curated record
UUAUACGUAUACAUUGAUUUACAGUAAAAUGAUUCUAUAAAAAAUAAGUCUACGAUUUGACAAAAUAAAAUUUUUAAUAUAGCAAUAUUUGAAAACUAUUGUAGUUACCUACUGUAGGAAGUGUACUUGCUUCAAGAGCAAACGAUAAAAAUUGAAGUGAAGUUUGAUAAGGUUUUUAAUUCAGUACUGCGAUAUACAAAAAAUAUAAUUUCCAUAUGUAUCAAGUACAUCGACAAGGGAUACAUGUGGGAGGCUGGGUGAAGAAGAAUUUUCUCACGUACUUACGUGACGUGGAAGGCGCCUAACACAUGACUGUACAAUUAUAAAGUUACCUAUUAGUGAAAUAUACCAACAUGCAUUUCUUACGUUCCUUCUUUAAAAGGAUCACUGAUGAUCUCAAACAGAAAAAACUAAUACCGCUGAAGAUAUUAUUCUUCGUACAUGCAUCAACUUUAUUUGUGUUGUAUCCUUACCUGACGAUACAUAUGCGCGAGCUUGGCAUAAAUGUGGAGGAGACGGCUAUAAUGUCAGCCGUGACGCCUGUCGUUUCAAUAGUGAUGCCGCCACUUGCUGGAAUGCUCGCCGACAAAAUAGGAAAUUUUAGGUUACUGCUGGCUUUAACAUCGACGCUGGGUGGUGCAACGGCAUUGUUGUUACUGGCUGUACCCGUGGGGAGAAUAACCGUCACCUUUCCCGCUGCUGUAGAGCUUCUUGCAACUUGCAACACCGAUGGUCUGCAUCUUCGCCAUAUGAAUGAUUAUCCUUGUGUGCCAUUACAUCCUUAUGCAUACGACAUUAAUCUCACGGUACUAUCUUGUGGGUUUGUCUGUGAUGUACCAGAUCAUUUGUCAUUGGAUGAAAUAGAAGCCAUAACACACACUCACUCCUAUGAUGUAAAAUUGCAAUCUCAAACAGAACAGCGUCUCAUAUACCGACACACAGUAACUUCAAUGAUACCUCAUACGAUGGCUUCAAUGAAGGACCAAAGUACAGCACGCAUUAUGAUAAACAACCCUUAUAUAAAUACGACUAUUUCCAAAGUUUCCAAUGAUCAAAUAUUCUUCCCAGCGCCGAAACUCUUUAUAAUGGAUUGUUUACAAGAUAGCACAAAUGCUACGUGCUCUCUAGGUAGUGAUAGUAUAUUUAUGGAAUUAGCAGAAGAACAGAAGGAACUGAAUUAUUAUGUCAGAAUUUCUCCUGAUGCACAAAUAGCGUCUGCCGACGUUCGGGAUUACUCUGUGAGAGUCGUAUCUGCUUCAAAUAUAACAGAAAUCGAUGGAGAUUUUGACGGUGUUACAUGUAAAGAUAAUUUUGCUAACAAUGUGAAUGGCGUGCGGGUCCAAACAGAGACGUUGCAGUUGAAACAAUGUUCAGCUGCUUGUGCCUCUGCAGUUACACGGAAUCAGUUGUGUGAUAAUCAACAGAAACAGAUAGAAUUGGAUCCUGCUUUUACUUUCUGGGCUUAUCUUGCUGUUCGUGUCUUUAUUGGAAUCAUUGGAGGGACGGCUUUUGCAAUGUUUGAAGGCGCUGUAAUCGCUAUUGUUAGGGAACAAAAGGCUGACUACGGACUCCAAAGAGUCUACGGUAGCAUCGGAGGCAUGAUCUCAUCGCCCUUGUCGGGUCUACUAAUAGACUAUGCUAGUCGUGGCAAAGGAUAUACCGAUUUCAGACCUGCUUUCUACCUGUAUGCGAUCUUGAAAGUGGCAUCUGGAGUAUUAAUGCUGAGUAUCGACUUGGAAUUUAAACAGCCUGCUCAGAAUUUAUUGGAAGAUGUUAUAAGUGUUUUCAAGAACAUUGAAAUUGUGGCACUAUUUAUUGCUUGCUUCAUUAUGGGUACUGCGUGGGGUUAUAUAGAAAGUUUUCUAUUUUGGCUCCUCCAAGACAUGGGAGCAUCUCGAUCUUUGAUGGGCAUCACUAUUACAGUAGGAGGAAUUGCUGGUCUCCCACUACUAGUGCUCUCAGGACCUAUCAUCCGGCGAUUGGGGCACGCGAAUGUUUUGUUCAUUGGUUUCAUCUUUUAUGCUAUCAGACUGCUUGGGUACUCACUAAUCUACAACCCGUGGUUAUGCCUGAUCUUUGAGGCUCUGGAGUCGGUGACGUCAUCAUUGUCAUUCACGGCCGCCGUCACGUAUGCCGCCCGCCUUUCUUCCACCACCACGGAUACCUCUGUGCAGGGAUUACUUGGAGGACUCUACUACGGAGUCGGUAAGGGAUCCGGAAGUCUAAUAGGUGGUUAUCUGAUGAAGUUUUUCGGAACCCGACCAACAUAUCAAAUAUUUGCGGCUGCAACUUUCAUAACAGGAUGUAUUUAUUAUUUGUUCAAUCAAUUCUACAUCCGAAAGAAAGUUUCAAAUCAAGACAUCGACAUCUGUAAAAAGAAACCAGAUUUAGAUGUCGAAUGUAGAGAAACGAUGGCCAUUGAUAAAGUUAAUUCAACGACAGAUGUCGCUGAUAAAACGAACACUAGCAAAGAGCCUGAUAAAAUAAAGGUGUUAGAUUUGAACCAACAUAAGUCUACUAUUGACAGUAUAGAUGGCGGUAGUGACUCGGGAGUUGAUAAUCCGGCCUACAAUGACACAGAAACUUCUUCGAAUGACACAAGAAAAGAUGACGGCAAAUCUAACGGGUAAAAUUAGGUACGUUUAUAUUCUAAGAACAAUAACGAAAUAUUGUUCUUAGUCUAUAUUAAUACCUUGAGUGAUGUAAUGAAAAAUUUUCAAUGUAGUUUUAGCAAUUAUUAUAAUUAAUGACAAAUAAUGUA